AUUAAUCCACGGUCAUGACUAGGUCAUCAUCAGCACCUGAACAACAAUAAUUAAUUAUUACAAAGAAUCAUGCUGGUGUGCCUGGAGGAGGCCGGCGUCGAGUACGAGGUCGUCCCGUUGAGCUUGACCAACGGCGACCACCGCCGGCCGGAGCACCUCGCCCGGAACCCAUUCGGUCAGAUUCCAGUGCUGGAGGACGGUGACCUGACACUCUACCAAUCACACGCGAUCGCUAGGUACGUUCUCGGCAAGCACAAGCCGGAGCUCCUGGGGCUCGGCGAAGGCGGCAGCGUGGAGGAGUCGGCAAUGGUGGACAUGUGGCUGGAGGUGGAGACCCACCAGUACGAGGCCGCCGUGAAGCCCAUCGUGUGGCACUGCCUCGUCCACCAGCACGUCGGCCUGGUGCGCGACCAGGGCGUCGUGGACGAGAGCGUGGAGAAGCUGAGGGCGGUGCUGGAGGUGUACGAGGCGAGGCUGUCGUCGUCGUCGGCCGGCAGGUACAGCUACCUCGCCGGCGGCGGCAGCGGCGACCGCGUCAGCCUCGCCGACCUCAGCCACGUCCCGCUGAUGCACUACUUCACAGCGACGGAGUACGGCGGCGUGCUGGGCGAGUACCCGCGCGUGAAGGCGUGGUGGGAGGCGCUGCUGGCGCGGCCGUCGGUGAAGAAGGUGAUCGCCGGCAUGCCCACCGAUUUCGGGUUCGGAAGUGGGAACUUGCCAUAGUGCAUUAGUUGGCCUGAUCGUCUGCCACACUAGCUACAUGCUUAAUUAUGCAAAAGUAAUUUUUAUUUAUUCUUUAAUUCCAAUAAAAUGGAGUAUAUAUCUCCGUGAGAAACGCAUGUACUCUACUACCUCCAUCGAGUCAUUGGAAGAAUUGUAAUGUUUCUAUCAUAGUUGCUUUGGUUUAUUUGGUUAUAUCAUCUUUAAACAUCCAAAACCUUUGUAUGUUCCAAAAGAUGAAACUACGGUCACAACUAAUAGUGUUCGACUACAGAUGUUAUACUCCAACCAGUCCUAUAAAUUUUUCUAGUUGAUGCUA
Messenger RNA from Oryza sativa Japonica Group (Japanese rice), 1039 nucleotides. Its product is annotated as glutathione S-transferase 4. The record is from RefSeq and is a predicted model, not a curated record. NCBI's taxonomy places the organism in Eukaryota, Viridiplantae, Streptophyta, Magnoliopsida, Poales, Poaceae. Gene Ontology annotation, biological process: glutathione metabolic process. Gene Ontology annotation, molecular function: glutathione binding; glutathione transferase activity. Gene Ontology annotation, cellular component: cytoplasm.